UCCCCAGCAGCACGGCGCGCAACACAACACACUGACAGCUGCGACUGACUCACAACCGAGGGGGGAAAGAUGGAGCACAGAGACGCCGACUUCAACAUACUGUUAGCGACCGAUUCAUACAAGGUAACACAUUACAAACAGUACCCUCCCAACACGAGUAAAGUGUAUUCCUACUUCGAGUGCCGCGAGAAGAGGACAGAUUCCACCAAAAGCAGAAAAGUCAAAUAUGACAAAACGGUCUUCUACGGCCUACAGUACAUCCUCCACAAAUACCUAAAAGGAAAGGUCGUGACUCCGGAGAAGAUCCAGGAAGCAAAGGAAGUAUACAGAGAACACUUCCAGGAUGACGUUUUCAACGAGAAGGGCUGGAAUUACAUUUUGGAGAAAUACAAUGGACACCUGCCCAUUGAAAUCAAGGCAGUGCCAGAGGGGAGUGUCAUUCCUCGAGGCAAUGUUUUGUUCACAGUGGAGAGCACGGACCCUGAAUGCUACUGGCUCACCAACUGGGUGGAGACCAUCCUGGUUCAGAUCUGGUACCCCAUCACCGUGGCCACCAACUCCAGAGAGCAGAAGAAGAUCCUCGCCAAGUACCUCCUAGAGACUUCUGGGAACUUGGAGAGACUAGAGUAUAAACUACAUGACUUUGGCUACAGGGGCGUCUCAUCACAAGAGACUGCAGGCAUCGGGGCCUCCGCCCAUCUGGUCAACUUCAAGGGCACAGACACGGUCGCAGGCAUCGGAGUCAUUAAGAAGUACUACGGCACCAAGGACCCUGUGCCAGGCUUCUCAGUGCCUGCUGCAGAACACAGUACCAUCACAGCGUGGGGAAAAGACCAUGAAAAAGAUGCAUUUGAGCACAUCAUCAAACAGUUUCCCAGCGUGCCCGUAUCCAUAGUCAGCGACAGCUACGACAUCUACAAUGCCUGUGAGAAGAUCUGGGGAGAAGACCUACGGGGGCUGAUAGAGAAGCGCAGUGCAGAUGCUCCGCUGGUUGUCCGGCCAGACUCAGGAAACCCUCUUGAUACUGUUUUGAAGGUUUUGGAGAUCCUGGGUAAGAAGUUUUGUCCAGAGGAGAACUCUAAAGGAUUUAAGGUUCUCCCUCCUUACAUCAGAGUCAUACAAGGAGACGGAGUUGAUAUCAACACACUGCAAGAGAUUGUGGAGGGUAUGAAGCAACACAGGUGGUCCAUUGAGAACAUUGCCUUCGGCUCCGGAGGGGCUCUGCUGCAGAAACUGACCAGAGAUCUGCUCAACUGUUCCUUCAAAUGCAGCUAUGUGGUCACUAAUGGACUAGGGGUGAACGUGUUCAAGGACCCAGUGGCAGACCCCAACAAGAGGUCAAAGAAAGGUCGCCUGUCUCUGCACCGGACGCAGAGCGGAGACUUUGUCACCCUGGAGGAGGGCAAGGGCGACCUGGAGGAGUAUGGCGUGGACCUGCUACACACAGUCUUUCAGAACGGGAAGAUUGUGAAGACGUACACAUUUGAUGAAGUCAGAGACAAUGCAAAGCUCAAAGAGAGUGAGCUUAAAGAGUUGCUGCACUGAGAGCAACACUACUAAUCCCCCACACCACCUCCUAAC
This is a messenger RNA of Seriola dumerili (greater amberjack), 1581 nucleotides long. RefSeq names its product nicotinamide phosphoribosyltransferase (gene nampt1). Gene Ontology annotation, biological process: NAD+ biosynthetic process. The coding region runs from base 70 to 1545 and encodes 491 amino acids. The record is from RefSeq and is a predicted model, not a curated record. Gene Ontology annotation, molecular function: nicotinamide phosphoribosyltransferase activity. Lineage: Eukaryota; Metazoa; Chordata; Actinopteri; Carangiformes; Carangidae. The transcript has 11 exons.